This is a messenger RNA of Neurospora hispaniola, 3664 nucleotides long. RefSeq lists its product as uncharacterized. The transcript has 3 exons. The coding region runs from base 41 to 3598 and encodes 1185 amino acids. Gene Ontology annotation, cellular component: TORC2 complex; TORC1 complex. Gene Ontology annotation, molecular function: protein binding. The record is from RefSeq and is a predicted model, not a curated record. Gene Ontology annotation, biological process: TOR signaling; regulation of actin cytoskeleton organization. NCBI's taxonomy places the organism in Eukaryota, Fungi, Ascomycota, Sordariomycetes, Sordariales, Sordariaceae.
CUCUCCAAAGCAUAUACUCUGACCAGCAAAACAUUUGAAAAUGAACUCCAGGCCUGGCGAUCCCGCGCGUGGCCCCCUCACGAAAGGCUCCUCGAUUGCGCCAGGCAACACCCAAAGCCAUGGCUCUCUUGUUGAAGCAGAGCAGAGGCACCAGCCGGACAAUCUCGAACAUCCGCCUUUCAAACGACAGCGAACCGAGACCGUUCCAGUCAUAGCCCCCACUAUCAACAACCAGAUCCAGCAGAAUGGCAACUCUCAGACUGUUCCUCAUUGGGGAAGGCAGGACGUCUUUAUCCAAUGCCUCGCAAAUCAAGUGUUCCCGCACGUCGACCGGGAGCUAGCAAAUUUGCCCAGAGACAAAUACGACGUACAAAAGAUAGGAACAAAGGAAUAUCGGUUCAAAUCGUACACGCCGGUGCCCGUCCCCAAGGUUCCAUCUGUCCUGGCACCUCCCCAGGCUCCUUCCGGCUAUGCCUCAGCCCCGCUGCCGCCUCCGCCUCCGCGUCCGGGCUCGGCUAUAGCUCCUACAUUCCCCGCGGCUGAUGAACGUCGCUAUUCUAACUCUCCGAUACCUCUUCCAGCAGUACCUGGGCGUCAGGAAGCACACGAAGGUGUAAACCCUCCUUCGGGGCUGCGAUACCCUCAUGCUCCGGUUUCCAGUCAUGCGACGACAGGAAUUCACCGACCGACCAUACUGCCGCCUCCGCCCUCGACACAGGUUAUUACCAUUAAGGACGAUGACGAGGAAAAACAAGGCAAGGGAACACCAUCAGCGGCCACAACAGUGCCUCAACCAAAUUCAACCGCUAGACCGCCGAUGGUUCUGGACCCACCGUCGGCAUCUGUCGCCCAGCCCUCUGUUAGCAACCUACCUGUCGAUCUACCCGAAAACUUCGUGCCGGAACCGAGGAGGCGAGGCCGAGUAUCUCGAUGGCGUAAACGCGUCGAAGAAGAGCAGAGGCCGCAAAAUCGUGGCAUAGUUACAACGUCGGCACAGAAUUAUCGAAGUCGAGCGCAUGCUUUGGUCUGGCGGGGACACGAGGACAGUGUUGAUUCUCGAGGUUUAUCAUCGCGGCUGUUCAGUGAGGCUAAACGACCAUAUCUGUCAGCGGAGCAGAGGGCCAACAUUUCAGCUGGUGUGCAAGGCUUUGUACGGUUUGACGAUUCCGUGCUCCCUCGACCUACAAUCUUCCAUGUCGACUUUACCGCCGAUGAAAUCAAGGCUCUGCGGAACCUUUGUCGAAGAGUCCUUGGCCUGUCAUCUGGGAGUCGGAAGCAAGAUCUUGCUAAAGAUCUCCGAAAGCAGCUCAAGAAGCAUCGCGGAGACAUUGUCAAGGUCUUAGAUGCCAUCCGGUCGGAAAGUGAACUUUCGCGUCGAAACAGGACAGACGUUGAACGAUUCCUCCAUGACCUAGUUAAUCACAAGGUAGCAGGGGAUCCCUCGAUUCUUGCCUUGAAGAGGGAUAAGUACGACUUGCACGGUGAGCUUGCUCGUUCGAGCCAGAUUAAUUCACUCCUCUUUGCUAGGGAAACCUCUGGUAACCGCGGCACGGCUUUGCGGGCUCCCUUGAACUUCCCGAAUGAGUUCGUCAAGUGUCGCGAGGAUGAGUUGGAGCUGCGGAGAGAAUGGACGGAUUGUGCCGGAGAUAUUGCGACCAUUGCCUGGGUCUCGAACGACGGUUUCAUUUGUGGGACAACAGAGCAUUCGGAUGCUCAUAAUCAGCAGUACAACAAGCCUGGUAACCUCGUUCUCGGAUCGUGCAGCCAAGGCACUUUGCGGGCAUAUUCUGAUCAUCGAAUUGUCCGUCCGGUUGUCGAAAAGGGCGAGAACUCGACCGAUGCUAUGAGACAGAGUCAAGAUCCGUGGCUGUACUCAUCUGUUGUUUCCUCGGACUAUGACGAUGUCCACGGUCGGGCAUUUACUUCUGGGUUUGACCGGAAAGUCAAAGUCUGGAAGGUAGACCCGUCCGGCUCCUCCAUGGUUUUGUUGGGCGAGUGGUCUCACGGGGGUAAUGUCAACUUUGUGGCUGCCUCAAAGUAUGAGUCGACAACGGCCAUGGUUGCAACGGCAGCAGAUGUUCCUACGGACGCUGUGCGCAUAUACAAUAUCCACAGCAACGACUCGAUUUCGACCAGCCCGUAUCGGUCUUUUUCUUGCUCCCGGGUGGAAGACGCAGAGGGUAACACUGUUUCAACCGAGAGAUGGGCCUACUUUCCUGCCACUAUGCAAUGGGGUCGCUCGCCAACCGUUCGGCAUCUGCUUUUGGUGGGCUACUCACCUCGCAGCAGGACAGGGGAUGACCUUGAUAUUCCUCCCGACCGUAGGGAAACGGGGGAGCUCUGCCUUUGGGAUGGUCUUACAGGGGAAAGGUGGCGGAUAACAUCCGCUACAACCCAGAAUGUUUUUGAGGUUCUAUGGCAUCCCAGUCAAGCCUGCUUCAUAGCGGCCACUUCACCACUGGGUCUGGACCUGGACUAUAACACCCGUACCCAAAUCAGGGUCUUUACCCCAUCCCCCGUUUCUGAACAUGGCGAAAAGUCAUUCAGCCCUAUUCAAACACUAGAUUGCUGGGCGCUCGAUAUUAAUGAGCUUACUGUCAUGCCCAUCAGCUUCGGUUCCUGCUACAUCACGGCGGGAUGCACAGACGGAAAUACAUACGUUUGGGACACCGCUCAAGGUGACAAGCCGAUCCAUACUUUACGUCAUGGAGAACCUAUUGAGGAGUUUAGAGGUGAUCGUGAACACGAGGAUGUAGGCGUCAAAUUUACCGCGUGGGGAAGAACUCUUGACCGAUUUUAUACCGGUUCAUCCGAUGGCGUGGUAAAGGUCUGGAAUGUGCGAUCCCGCGACCCACUGGUCCGCGACCUCUUGGAGGUUCCUGCACCCAUUUCCUGCGGCAUGUUCUCACCCGACAAGUCCAGGCUGGUCAUUGGCGAUGCUAGUGGACGAGUCUUCGUCUUGUCACUCAACGAACAAGAUGAGGGAGACCACAACGACCGCACCUUAUUUAUGCAUAUGAAAAUCCCGGGGCAAAAAUCGCCAAAGAGGAUUCGGCGUCCGCAAUCUAUCAUUCCACACCCGGAACCAGAGGCACCCACUCAUGAUGCUCAAGGUCGGCUGUUGUAUUCGGAAUCCGGUAUCUCAAGAGGACGAUCUUAUUUGGCCAAGCUGCAGCUUCAACAACUGCCAGACCGUACUCUCGGCGUCGUCCAAGGCCCGAAUUAUGUCGAGACCGGCUUAUAUCGGCGCGAAGCGCAUUUAGACGAGGAUCCUCGCUUGCCGCUCAAAGCUAGCUUCAAUGGAUUGCAGCAAGAAACCAGACGGCAGUUUAGCGAAGGGGUGAGACGGUAUCUUUCACCGUUGAGAUCUAUUACGAAAGAGAGUUUCCUAGAAGCGAAGGAAACCCAUUCCACAAACCUGCCACUGGACUUUAGCGUUGAUCUCUUGGAAGAGGAGACUAAGCAGGCUCUCGAAGCUGAAGGCGUAGACUGGCAGCUGAACGAAGGAACAUUGGAUCUUGUUUAUGAGGAUGAUGAGAACGACAAUGACGACCUUGUAUCCAGCGGUGCUGAUGGGAGCGACGUUGAUGAAUUCUAAUUAUUCAAGAGUUCUAUGUAAUUAGCGAUCCAAAGAGUAUAGUACAUUAUUCUAGCUUAACGAAAC